AGACAAAUUACUGUACUGUUCCUUUCAUCACACACACACACACAUACACACAGAGAGUGACUCUAGGUGUUCUCCUCCUCUCUCAAGCACUCCUAAUUGGCCACAUGCUGAGUAAUGUGACCAAUGAGUUUCAGGGCCGGCUCUCUUCAUUGGAUGUGUGUGUUUGUUGGAGUUCAUCAGUGCGUCUGACUCUUUUGGUGUCUCCUACAGAAGGAUCUGGAUUGGAUUGGAGAAUCUACGGUUCCUCACGUUCUAGAUCUCACUUGAAAGUUUAACUCUUCAUCAAAAACCACUGAGGAAUCCCUAAUAAACCCCAAAGAGAGAAAAUUGGUGCCAGCCGCUCGCCAACUUUAAAUCACCAUGACAAGCACCACCAGCGACCAAAAGGACACCUCCUGCGCCCUGAUGUCCAAACCUCACUGUCAGCGGCUGGUCAGCAAGGACGGCCGGAGUCUGAUGCGAGGCAGUGCCCCGGGCUGCAGAGAGACGUGGUUCGGGGCCCUGCGGGACAUGUGGGGGACGUGGCUGGCGCUGCGCUGGCGUUGGGUGGUGCUGGCGUUCUGCAGUUCAUUCCUCCUUCACUGGCUGCUGUUCGCAGUGUUGUGGUAUCUGCUCGCCCGUGUCAACGGAGACCUGGAGGUGCCUGAUCAUAACUCUCCACCGCCUGGUCAUGUGCUGUGUGUCAAACACGUGACGGGCUUCACCGCCGCCUUCUCUUUUGCCCUCGAGACACAGCUGACCAUCGGGUACGGCACUAUGUACCCUAACGCUGACUGUCCGACCGCCAUAGCCCUGCUCGCCCUGCAGAUGCUGCUGGGACUCAUGCUGGAGGCCUUCAUCACCGGUGCAUUCGUUGCUAAAUUCUCCCGCUCUCAAAAGCGCUGUGGUGGGAUCCUGUUCAGUCCUCAGGCCGUAGUGUGUGAGGUCAGAGGUCAGCAUUGCCUGAUGUUCCGCGUCUGUAACCUGCUUCCACGGCCGCUGGUGGACGUGUGCGUGAGCGCCGUUCUCUACGAAGAAAGUGACAACCACGAACUCCACCAAACAGCGAUAGAAUUCAGUGUCGAUAACCUGGGGUCACGACCUUGCCCACUUUUCCUGUCACCUCUGACCUUUUAUCACCCUCUAACUCCAACCAGCCCUCUAAACAGCGCCACAAGCAGCAAACACUUCGAGCUGGUGGUGUUCCUCACCGCUUCUCAGGAGAGCACAGGCUCCGGAUACCAGAAGAAGACGUCGUACCUGCCCGACGAAAUCCAGUACGGAAGCUGCUUCACCAAGGUGACCUCUCGACACGGAAAAGGCCGGGGGAAAGCCGAAAGCAUGCGCUAUUUUGACACGCAGCCCAGUCCUCUCACACUCCCAAACACACACACUGGCGACACACUGGAGAAAGAGCACGUGUCGGUCCAGAUCAACGGAGAAGGCUGUGACCGGCUGGAGUAGCAGUGCUUUGUUUUUUAGAGUAGCUUUAGAAUUCUCUGCUCAUGAAAAGGGCAUUUCAUUUCAUUUCACAACACAACCUCAAGUUUAUGACUUUUUAUCCCGAAAGACAACCUCAGUUAGUUAGGAUCUGAUAUGUCAACCCAUACCAUUAGAAACACAUCAAAACCAUUUUUGCUGCUACGGACACAUUUUUGUUUUCCAGAGCAACACAGAUGAGUGACAGCUGCUUAAGAUCUUGUCGGUAAUAAGAGGAAUCUCCAAUAAUUGUAAGUUGAAAUUCUUCACCCUGAAAACCAAUCGUUUGAGCCCUUAUUUAUUUGGUGACUGGACCAUGUCACUGUGGUACCUGUAAUGUACAUAUCUGAGUAAAAAGGCCUGUUUUAAAAAAGUGCUACACACAGAGCUGGGUAGAUUACUUAAAAACUAGUCUGUUACUGAUUACAAAUUACAUGAUGGAAAUGAAAGUUUGUAAUGUAAUCUGCUGGAUUACACACAUCAGAUCAAGUAUUCAGAUUACUUUUAGACUACUUUUUGACCUCUUCGAAUAUAUUCACAAUUCACUGCCAUUGUGUAAUUCUGUAAUCUAUAAAAAAGUAACUGUAAUCAAAUUAUGAGCAUUUUUAGAAAGUACUCAAUUUUAGGAAUCUGAUUACAUUGUGCAGUACCUCUGUUACUAUCCAGCACUGGCUACACAGACAUGAGUGAUCCUUGUCAAGAAAGUAUUUUUAUCUAAAUUUAUCUUUUAACUAAAUGUUAUGGAUAGUUCAACCAAAAAUGAAAACUCUGUCAUCAUGUACUGUACAGAUGUGGAUGCUCAUUCAUUAACAUAGAGCGUUGCAGUCGAUAAAUUUUUUGUAGGCCAACCCGGAAAUUCACUGUGGUUUGCUCGAAAAAAAAAAAACAAUUAUAUUUU
Messenger RNA from Carassius auratus (goldfish), 2356 nucleotides. RefSeq names its product inward rectifier potassium channel 13-like. Gene Ontology annotation, molecular function: inward rectifier potassium channel activity. The transcript has 3 exons. Lineage: Eukaryota; Metazoa; Chordata; Actinopteri; Cypriniformes; Cyprinidae. Bases 361 to 1443 code for a protein of 360 amino acids. The record is from RefSeq and is a predicted model, not a curated record. Gene Ontology annotation, cellular component: plasma membrane. Gene Ontology annotation, biological process: regulation of monoatomic ion transmembrane transport; potassium ion import across plasma membrane.